This is a messenger RNA of Cantharellus anzutake, 610 nucleotides long. RefSeq lists its product as uncharacterized. Lineage: Eukaryota; Fungi; Basidiomycota; Agaricomycetes; Cantharellales; Hydnaceae. The record is from RefSeq and is a predicted model, not a curated record. The transcript is spliced from 2 exons. The coding region runs from base 111 to 506 and encodes 131 amino acids.
CCCGUUUGUGGAUACCCGCCCAGGUCAUUCAUCCAAAGCGGUUUUUGCAAUAAGGGCCAGAAGAACGUCACGAAGAGGUCAAGGCAAUUCGCCAGUUCUCCAAAGUCACAAUGCGAUUCUUGAGCGUCGUCGCCCCCAUUGCUCUGCUUCUUCCCAUCGUCGCAGCUGAUUUCCAUGCUGGCUCAGCCCACUGUAUUCAGAAUUGGCCAUCAACGGAAGAUGACGAAUUUGGGGUGAUCCUCCCCUCAGGCAAAGACGACUGCGCUACUGCGACGGGUCAAUACUCCAAUGAGGGCUUUCAAUAUGGGCCUGAAAUGACCGCGAAGCUUUGCGGUCCUACAGUUACCAUUCUCAACACACAAACAUGGACGAGUUCAGACGGGGGAAGCGGAAAUUGCUAUCAGAUCAAUGGAGGAUCUGGAAAGAGCAGUCCGUGCUCGAAUGGGGCCUUCGGAGAGUGUACAUGGACCGAUCAUAUCUGGUGCGAGUCCUACUUGUGCAGGUAGAAGGGGCAAGUAGCCCCAUGGGUCUGGUGACGCUGCAGUCAUACCCGUUCGCAGUAGAUGAUUUCAAAGAUCGGACCCAUGUAGAAAUUGCAAAGAAGCCUUAU